Messenger RNA from Merops nubicus (carmine bee-eater), 1953 nucleotides. It is a transcript of the gene CCDC60, whose product is annotated as coiled-coil domain containing 60. Lineage: Eukaryota; Metazoa; Chordata; Aves; Coraciiformes; Meropidae. The record is from RefSeq and is a predicted model, not a curated record.
AUGCCAGCAUCUAAAACCCACAGAGUUGAGGCACCUCUGGUGGGAGUUGCAGCCAAGAGUAACCAAUUCAAGGCAUCUGUGGUACCAGAGCCACCCAAGAACAGCAAAGUCAAGGUGCUGGCAGCCACUGAAGUGUUGAAUCCUCCAGAUUUUGUGCACAUCCAGGAAUUGCCUGGCCUUGGGCAGGAGGAAGGAACGGUCUUGGCCAGAAGCAGAAUGGUUUACAGAAGCAGUGAACCUCCAAGAGAACAAAUGUUCUGGGAAAACUACCACAGGAGGCAAAAGCAAUUCACUCAGGGACACUUCACACCCCUUGGGAGGCCUUAUCAGGAGAUUGGAGAGAUUCUCUACACAGACCCAAAGAAACUCACCCUCUACUCUUUGGGGCAGCUUCCAGAGGAACCAGUGAAAAAACAUGCACAGGAAAAACCACCCGAAGAAGUGGCUGAGGUCACUACCAGCAAGAACUCAUUUAAUCCAGAGUCUGAGCCACUGGAACCAGAGAAGAGGCUCUUCCCAUUCAGAGAAAUGGGAAAAGGGCUGAAGACUCUUAGUAAGGCUCUAGCUCACUCAAGGCAUCAUAUCAAUUCUGUGAAGCAAGGUGGAGACUACUUCCAUAUACUUCGCCAAGAAUCAUUGGAGAGGAAGAGCACACUGAAGGCAGCCCAGCAGACUCAGUACCUGAGAAGGGACUGCCAGCCACCCAAAUAUUCCCAUCAGCCUGAGGAGUCAGUGGAAGAAGUAAACAUCAGCUCUCUAGCAGACGACUACCACCUGAGGAAGUCAGAGAAGAAGAAAAACAACAUAACCUUACAGUCUUUUGCUCCUGUUUAUAGCAGUGUCUUGAUUCCAAGCUCCUCUGGAGCAAAGAGUGAACAUCUUUUCUGCCAGCUGUGUGCCAUACGCUGGCUUCUGGAAGCCUUGACUCUUGAAUCCAACAGCUCCAUGCAUUCCAUAUUAACCUGCUGGAACCCAACGGACCCUGAUGGUUGUAAAAAAAACAAAAACAUAAAAUAAAUGGAAGAGGAAAAGUCAGCAACACACAUGUGGGAGCUCUUCAUUGCAAACACAAAGCUUAGCAGCCAGUUGUCUCUCCGUGGCCAGACCCCUUGUGGCAGUGAAAAUUCCACCCCACUUUGCUCUGAAGACAACAUCAGGAUCAAUGUAUCUCCAUCUGACGUGGGGAGCGAGUCAGCCCAAGCUGAGGAACAACCACCUCCUUCCCUUUCCCUGCAGAAAGGCAUCCAGAUAACGCCUGAAGUGGUGUCAAGACGUGUCCCUAAACAAGAAGAUACAGUUAAGAAGAUUGGACUACAGUGUGUGUUGCCAGUGGGUCAGAAGAAAAACAUGCCAUUCAUUAAGGACCAAGAGAGGAUAACAUCAAGGAAGCAGAGGCCCAGAAAGCAGAGUUGCAACUCCUGUAUCAGCUCUUCUGUUAAAAACAAAUCUAACUUGUGUGCCAGUAUGAGGGAAAAGUUCACAGCAAUACAAGAAAAAGCAGCUUAUUGUUUACAUGAUACCCUGGUGAGCCUUGAGUGGAGGCAAGAAGCAUGAUGCUGUCAAAAAUAGCAGGCUUUGAAACAAUCAAAGUAUUUCAGAAGAGACAUGGAAAGAAUGAGACAGCUGGGCAUGAAAGCUGAAAGAGAACAUGAUGGACUAAACUGGUUUCCUGUAUUGCUUGCCAGACUCCCAGAGUCUGUGAAGAGUGACCAUUACAUACAGAAAACCUUAAAGAAACUGGAAAAAUAUGGCACGACCCCUGACUUGUAAAUUCAUCCUGACACCUUUCUUAAGGCUGUGGCUGACCUGGAGGUGUGGGAGCUGUGUUCUCCAGAAUCUGCUGCAGCUGUGGAGUUUGUACAUGAAAGUCUCGUGCAGAUGCCAGAAGAGAAUUUCAGCAAGUAGUUUCAGACAAGAGUAGCCUCCCUCAGUGCACAGUCUUCCACCUUUUAA